Nicrophorus vespilloides is the source of this 2079-nucleotide messenger RNA. RefSeq names its product CCR4-NOT transcription complex subunit 10 (gene Not10). The transcript has 10 exons. Gene Ontology annotation, biological process: mRNA catabolic process; negative regulation of translation. Lineage: Eukaryota; Metazoa; Arthropoda; Insecta; Coleoptera; Silphidae. The record is from RefSeq and is a predicted model, not a curated record. Gene Ontology annotation, molecular function: protein binding. The coding region runs from base 99 to 2039 and encodes 646 amino acids. Gene Ontology annotation, cellular component: CCR4-NOT complex.
UAUAUAGAGGCCUUUUACAAGUGUUAAUUGGGUUAUCUACAUUAUAGAGAAUGUAAAUAUAAAAUACAUCAAAAUCGAGAAGGUUAAAUAAAGAUAAGAUGAGCAACAAAGAAGAAUUUGAGAAGACUAUUGUACCAAUUUCUGAGCAGGACAGGGAUCUGGCGAGAAAUGCCUUAGAAGAAUUCAAACAGAAGAAUUAUGCAGCCUGUUUGCAAAAUAUUAACAAAUUGGAUAUGGGUCAGGACUUCAAAGUGCUGCACAACAAAUAUGUGGCAGAAUAUCACAAGAGUGAUUUGAAGAAAACUGAUCAGUUCCAAAGGAACAUGAACAACCUUCUAAAUCAGUUUCAAUUGGUCCCUGACAAAUUAGAUGAUAUUGACCAUUGUGUGGCAUAUUACAAUCUGGCAGUAUUGGCAUACCAUCAGAAGCAUUACUCCUAUGCACUUCAGAUUAUGGAUAAAGUGUAUAAAUUUAUUGAGCCGAUGGAUGAGGCUUUGAGUAGGCAAGUUGGACUUCUCUUGGUUGAACUGCAUUUAUGUGUGAAACUUGUUGAUAAGGCCAGCAACUUAAUCACAUACCUUCAUAAUCAUGCAGUAAAUGAAAAACCCAUAGAGAAAGAAAAGAAACCUCUUUCAAAGGGCACAGAGACAUACUUGAAAUGCUUGGAUAUGUAUAGGAUCAAGUGCAAUAUUCUCAAGCAUUCAACAGCUUCUGUUGGAUCUGAUUUGCAACUCUUGUAUCAGAAUCAAAAGGGGAAUGUAGAAGUUGUGUUUUUAAUGGCAAAUAAAGCAUAUUUGGAAGGUAGUUUUCAAGUGGCUAUGAAUUUGUUAGAGUCUAUGCCUAAAGACAGCAUCAAAUUGACUUCUGGGGAAUCUUCCAUUAUAAUGUAUUACAAUAAUAUGGGUAUAAUACACCACGCAAUGGGAAAACCAAAUAUGGCCUGUCAUUUCUAUCAACAGGCUAUCAAAGAAGAGAUUUACACUAAUUCUAAGUUGAAAGGAGAAACUACGUUGUUUGUGAAUGGUAGCUCUAAAUACCAUGAGUUAAUGUAUAACCUCGGGAUAUCCAUGCUGCACGCAGGAAAAGCCGCUCAGGCCUUCGAAUGUUUCAUCAUUGCUGUUAAAAGGUACCACAGAAAUUCGCGACUCUGGCUGCGGAUAGCGGAGUGUUGCAUCCAAGUUCACAAGGAGAGCAACGCCAUUGAUUUCGAUAUGUACAAGAAGCAUAGGGAUCUCGUGAUACAAAUCGUUGGUUCGAAAGAAAAUCAGAAGAUUGUACUUACAACGAACAUCACCACCGACAAAAAGUUUAGUAGUGAGAGCCAGAGCUAUGCCGUUCCGAUAGCUACCUUGGAAUUUGCCAGUUUAUGCUUAAGAAACGCCAAAACCCUUUUACCUUCCAGCGAGAAUUCCUCGCCGGUUCCUUUGCUGCUAAGUCCAGGAGUCUCUCCACAAUUAACAUCCAAUCCUGGCCCGUCACCAUCCAGUCCUCUAAACUUAAAAUCUAUUGACGAACUCAGGAACGCUAUUUUAGCUGCCAGUUCCUACGUUUCCAUAUGCCUAGGCGAUUACAUCGUCGCAUUGGAACAUUCAAAGGAAUUAUUAUCGCAACCUAAGUUAUCAGGGGCUCACAGGAUGUUGGCUCACUUAUAUGCUGCUGAGAGUCUUGUCCUUCUUGAUAAACUAUCAGAUGCUUUAGACCAUCUGAAUCCAGAAAACUUGAGGGACAUCUCUCUGGAUAUGGAUCAAAGCGCAGAGGAGUGCGCGAUUAAAAGCAGCCCCCCUGCAAAAUGGUUCCCGAACACUCUGAACGGUGCAAUGGCUGUGAUGCAUUACAAUAUAGCUGUGGUUAAGACCAUCCGCGGACAAUUUGAUCAGGCACAAGCCCUGCUCAAGCAGAUUUGGCAGAACCGUAACAACGAGAGUCGCGUUCCUGCUCACAUUGUGAUGCUCGUCCUCUACAUAGAAUUGCAAUUAGGACACGUCGAUGUGGCAAGAACUAUUAUUAAACAGUAUUCGCUUCAACAAAAAGUUAAUUAGACUAUCUUUAUUUGUUAAAAGGAAGAGAUUUUGUACUAAA